Messenger RNA from Bursaphelenchus okinawaensis, 799 nucleotides. Lineage: Eukaryota; Metazoa; Nematoda; Chromadorea; Rhabditida; Aphelenchoididae. The record is from the annotation of a GenBank genome assembly.
AUGAAUUUGUUUUCGUCGUUCGUAAACAGGUUUCAGCUGAGUUUGCGUGCUCUUUCAACCACAUUGCCAGUCCAGAAUCAACUUCAGGUAUGUCUUUUGACACAUAUAAUAAUUUUGUUUUCGAUUGAAUGUUUAUGUAUUCUUUUAGCAAAUGCACUAUAAUGGAGUACCACACCGCCGACCGCGUGCCAGCAAAAAAUCUCCAGUUUCCGGGCAGAACUAUUUCAAAGGAAUCGUUUUGAGAAGUAAAGUGGUUUUAUUUUAACGAAACUUGUUUCUGGAUAAUUCGGGAUCGUACUGAAUCAAAACGGUUUUUAUUGAUCAAACAAUUAUUCUUAAGUUGUUAAUAUGUCUUUUUAUCUUAAUAAUUAACAGUUUUAUUAAAAGUAAGGUUAAACCGUUAUAAUGUAAAGAAACACUAUAUUUAUAAAAACUAUUCAGCAUGAUUUCGAAUUGCCCGUUUUUUUUUUGGUCUGCAAAUUGUCAGUAAAAUUUGUUAUUUUUAUGAUACUAACCUAUUGUAAUUUGAAAAAUACUCUAAACACGCAACGAUUGUUUUCGUAUUUUAGCUGUAAUCCGACAUCCCAAAAAGCCCAACUCAGGAAACAGAAAGUGUGCCAUUGUCAAAUUGAGUAAUGGCAAAGAAGUGUGUGCCUACAUUCCGGGUGAAGGUCACAAUCUCCAAGAACACAGUCAGGUCCUGGUUGAAGGCGGUCGACGUCGUGAUCUUAUCUCCGUCAAAGCCAAUGUAAUCAGAGGGAAACUGGAUUGUGCUCCGGUAAAAUCAUCUAGGAAAUAA